AUGGCGGCAAGCGAUCUUGUAAGGUACGUAUCCUAUGUUUUCUUCUCAUUUAGCUUUAAAAAGACAUAAAUAUGAUUAACUGGUUGACGAAAGGUUCCCCUCUUUUUUCAUUUUUGGCAGAGAAGGGAAUGAAGCUUUCGUUGAUGACGAUUUUGAAGUUGCUAUAAAGGUAAACGGGUUUAAAAUAAUACGCUUUCCGUCACCAUGUUAUUUAAUAACAUAAGGUGCUGUGCGAUGUUGACGAAUGAGAGUGAAUGGUGCGUACUAUACAUAUCAUGCAGAUAUAGUGAAAUAAAAAAUAAUAACUUUGAAAAAUAACAAUAUAAAUUGUAAUGAGGUCGCUAAAGCUUAUGUUGUGUUGCAGAAAUACACAGAAGCUUUAGAACUAAACGCGUAUGAUGCAGAGACCUACCUAAAACGAGCAGCAGCUUACAUGAAGCUUUCAAAUAACCAAGGUAUUUGAAGAAAUGCUAAAGUGUACACAACAUGCAUUACUUAUGUAGAAGUCUUCUUUGUUUAUGAAUUCCAGUGAGACGCAUGGUAAUUGAUAAGACAAACCAGCAUGCAAAGAAAGUCAUGGCAUAAAUACCACUUGUGAUAUUUCAGAAUUGUCUCAAAUUUCAUUUGCCUAAAGGCCUGUCAAAUUACGCAUUUAACAAUUUAGAAAUAUCACUUGUGGUAUUUAUGCCAUAUAUCUCUACAAAUCAUGCUAUUACCUAUACUAAUUGCUGGAUUGUGCAAAUUACAACAAAUGUAUGAACCUUCUUAGCCUGGCCUCUGGCCUGUCACAUUGGCUUUGCUAGGAUUUUAGCUGAAUAUCGUCACAACAUUUUUUUGUCAAUUAUAUUUGUAGCUGCUGCUGCAGAUGCUUCUUCAGCUGUUAGUCUGCAACCACAAAAUUGCAAGGCACACUUGAGAAAAGGGUAUGGAGUUGAGUACAUUCUGUACAUUUUUAUUUAUUUAUUUAUUUAUUUAUUAAAUAAUAAUUUAAAAGUACCUUCUUCACUUAUAUUUUGCUGUAGUCAUUUCCUAUUAUUGCUGACAACCUUAGGACCAUGAGUUUGAAGAUCCUUUGUAAAGAAAUUUGAUAAUGAUGAUUGAAAAAAUGAUUGGUCUUGGGAAAAUUGUAGUAGCUGAGGUCAGCACAUUGUAUUCAUGUGGUACUGAUUCAGUAGCAGAAAACAUUUGGACAGACUGGACAACUUAUUCAUUACAGCAAGAUUGAAAAAAAGGUCUUAUCUUGACAUUCACUGGCGACUGCUACUGACAUUGAUAGUAAUCAGUUUCACUCUGCUCUUUUGUCUUUGAUUGCAGAAUUGCUCUUUUCCAUCUUGAUGAUUUUGUUGCUGCCAAGCAGGUUUUUUUAGAUGCUUUACAACUUGACAGUGAGUAGGGGAAUAAAGAUGACUGGUAAAAUAGGCAAAACAUAUGAUGGGAAGCUAACUAGAAAACCUAACAGUUUAUUUAGCUUCCCAGCUCGCACUUUUAUAAUUUUACCAUGAGCUAAAUAAAGAAUUACUAUAUUUAACUCCCGUAGUAGCCCGUGAGUGGAUAUGUGUGGGGAGGACACUAUACAGAGUUUUCUCUUGCAUACUUUCGUUGUAUUGAACUCUAAAAAAAGCUAAAAGUUGACAGACUCUUUAGUUGUGUUUUGGUCUUUCAUCUCUUGUAUAUUAAGGGUUGUAUCCCAUGAUUUUGGCUGAAGAUAGGUCACGUGACUGGCCUGAGCUGCAAAGGACCAAUAAUAAUAUAUUUAUUGGUGAUUUUUUUUUAUCAUUAUAAGUAUCUUUAUAAAUUUUUGUCUGUGUAUGUGAAACAGGUCAGACCAAGAGAUUACAACCACUCAUGCAAAACAAUGUGCAUAAACACCUCUCAACUUUCCAACAAAAUUUUAUCUAUUAUACUUGCUGUUUGUGAGCCAUUCAGAUUUAAUAUCGUCCAUUUGAAUGGGCUGGGUAAAAACAGUGUAAUAAUACAUUGUUUCUUUUCUAUUAUUCCCAUCUUUUUUUGCAGAAGAAAACAAGGAACUAAAAAUGUGGAUUAGAAAGUGUGAUGCUGAGUUAGACUGUAAGUGUUUUGAUAGAACAUGCAGUCUUAAGGUAAAAUUAAUCUUUUCACUGUUUUUUUUUUACUAGGAUAUAUGUGUUACAGGUCAAAAUUAAAUUCAGGUUUAAAGCUUUUAACCUAGGUUGAUUAUCUAUUUCCUUUGUCUCCUAGCCCUAAUUAUUCAUAAAUUGGGCUCUUCAAUAUUUAUUGCUAAUAAUUAUUUAUUGCUACAUUGUACAAGCACUCAGCAAAAUAACUUGUUUUAUUUUUCAAUUCACAUGCAUUUGUUAAUUUCCUGUUAUUAUGGCAUACCUCAUUGUAAGUGUCUCUGUCAUUUUAGCAUAGUACAUUAACAUAAUAUUAUAGUUAGCUAGUACCUAACCAUCAAAUUUGUUGUUGUUGUUGAGAAUUUCUCUUUUACAGAUUUUACGACAGGAUGAAUGUAACAGUCUUUAUCAGUUCUUCUUUCAAGUCAUUCUCUUCACUUCUUGUCAUCGGGUUAAAAAAUCUAUGUUGUACCUACAUCAUAUUCUUCUUUGUUGAUGUUGUUUUUAUUAGUUGAAUUUUGUUUUUUAUCCAGUGGCAGAAAAGGAAACAAAACUUGGUCCAGCUUCUGCUCAAGAGGUAUUUUCUUAGUAGUUACAUGUACUUAUGCCUCAUAGUAUUGUUUCAUAAAAGUCAAGUGGAGUUACGAGCAUUUUAUCUCUGAGACUCUUCGAUUCCUCUAUAUACAAUUUGUAAGAGAGCAAAACAUAAUUAUCUGUUGUAGCUAUCCUAUUAUUCUAACAUUACAUAUUAACUGACUGGUAAUGUUAUCAAAUAAUAAAGGCAUGUGUUUAUACAAAGAAAAAUCAAGUCAUGGGUAGGAUAUUUCAUGGUAUACCUCUUGUGUCUGUCAGUUUUUGCUUGCUGGCAACUAUGGUUGGUGGCUAGAAAUGUCUGCAUUUUAGUGGCUUUAUUAAAAUAAUGACUAAUGGUCUUUUUACUCAACAUUAUCCCACUGGCUUUGAAUUAACCAACUUUGACCAUAAGAAUUGAUGUUGACACAAAACAUCAAUAAUUAUACAUGUACUAGGGUUUGUAUAGGUUAUGGAAAACCUGGAUCGUCAUGAAAUUGAAGAAUUCAUUUUCCUGGCCUGGAAAGUCAUGGAAAAUUUCAGUUCUGCUAGAUAGAUUAAAUACUGCAGAUGUCAAAGUAUGGACAAUGUAAGAUAAAGGCGAGUAACUAAAUGACAUGGAUUGUAGUGGACACUAGAGUUUGUGUCUGUUGAACUGAGUAAGGUCCACGGAUACCUUAAAACAAGGAAAGUUUUGAAAAUAUUCGAAAGUGACUGCUGAACCUAAGGUCAUGGAAACCUUGAAAAGUUCAUGGAAAAAGUCAUGAAAGUCAUGGAAUUUAAUGAGCUCAAAAGAGUACGAACCCUGUAAUAAUGCAAGUGCAUUGUGGAGGUACUAAUUUUUUGUUCAUUGUAGGUUGUUUUUGGUGUUGCCACUGAAGAUGUACCAGCAACUCAGAAAAUGGCAAAUCAGACAGCCAACACACAAAGUGCAGUUAAUGGUGAACAGCCUGUCUCUGCAGGUGCUGACUCAACUACGUCGUCUGUGGCUGACACAUCUGCAGCAGUGUCUACUGUCGCCUCUGAGUCUCAAUCGCGUCAGGAGCAACCUCAGGCAAAAGUGGGGCCUCCAAAACCAAGGUACAGUAAUGUUUAAAAAAAGAAAAACUGAUGGCUUUAAUUAGUUAAUUAUUGCAGUAAAUUUUGUAAUCUGCACUUGUUUAUUGCUGUUAAUCAGCACUGUCACAAAUUGUACAAUAAAGCACUAAAAGCAACUGGGCACCAAAUUUAGUGAGAUAGAAAACUGGAAGAGUGUGACAAUUAAUUUUACUAUAAAACUGAGAUGACCGCUACUUAAGAGAAAGAACAUUUACACAUAAAUGACAUGUAUAGCCAAAUACAUUUUAACAAGGCACUAGUGGACUAACUUGGACAAGAGUAAAACAGAUAGAAAUAGACUGUUUAGUUUUUGAAAACUGCUUAGUCAGAGCUGUUUUUCAGGUUGGAUGCUUUGAUAUAUAGCUCUGCAGAGUUGAAAGUUGUGAAAAUUCAAAGUCAUUUGUAUAGUGUGGGGCAAGUUUGUGCUCUCAUCAUUCAAUUGUCUGUAACAUUUGAGAGUUAGAGGAGAUUAUAUAAUACAGCAUGUAUCUUGAUAAUUUUUUAACAAAUCACUUUCAAAUGUGGCAAUUUAACUAUUAAUUAAAAAUUCUUUCCCUUAGUGGUGACAGAUAUUUCCUAACUGGUCCUUGUCAAAAGCUGAAAGAAACCCUAGAAAGGUCCAUUGCAUGUGUAGUUAUCCAUUAACACCUUUUUAAUGUGUUUUACUAGAUAUGACUGGUACCAAACAGAAACCCAUGUUGUUAUAACCAUUAUGAUAAAAAACACAAAGCAAGAGAAUGUCAAAGUGGAGUUUGGUGAAAAAACAGUAAGUUGAACCAGUAUGAUUAUAAAGUAAGGUAAUGAGAAGCCACCCCAAUGGAUUGGCACAAUUAACAGAUUAGAGCCAGAGAUUUCUAAUAUCCACAAUCACUGCUUAAAAAUUAAUGGUUCUGUAACCUGUCCUUUUCAUCUUUUGAGCCAGCAUCUCUGCGGUCAAAGUGUCAAGAAUGAGGAAGUCUCAAGAGAUGUUUCAGAGCCACCAUGAAUUUUCCGAAGGAAAAAAAAAACAAUGUUUAAUAAUUGGCUCUGAACCCACUUUCAAAGUGGCAAAAAAUGCUGUUGUCUUUUCCCAUAAUAAUCAAAUUAAUGAUAAUUGACAAAAAAUAAUGAUAAUGAUCUAAUGUAAAGAAAUGGUCAUGCAGCCUUUUUAUGAAUUAUUAUUAUUAUAAUUUAUUAUUAUAAUUAUUAUGAGGACAGAGGUCAGGGUGUUUAGGGUGUUUUAACAUGUGCAAAUGUUGCCACAGUUACAUUAGAAAAAUGACCAAACUUGUUUCCCCUUGGCUUUUAAUCUCAUUGAUCCAAAAUAUUUUAUAAGAUGCUAGCUAGUACAAUAUCAUGAAAAAUUAAUCAUAUCAAGAAGGCCCAAAACAUAUUUAUUGCAUCAUCUUUACGACUGUAAAAAUUAUCUGUUUCGAUUGCAUUAUUUGUGGCAUAGAUAUAAUUUUUUCUUUCUUUAUUAUUGUUAUAAUCCUGAGAUUAUGGAGUUGUGCUACAGAAGAAUUUGUCUAUUACUAUCUAUGAUUACUUUGAUUAAAAUUGCAUUUUAGUUGAGUGCAACAGUCAAGCUUCCAUCUGGUAGUGAUUUCAGUUUGGAAUUGGAUCUUGCUCAUGCUAUAGUUCCUGCACAGUGUAAAACAAAAAUCAUGACAACAAAGGUAAAAAUGAAAUAAUGUCAUUAUGGAAAGAGUCAUGAUUAUCAAAUUUAAUGUUGGCACUUGUUGAUCAAAGCCUGAUGGUGAGAUUCCAAAAAACUAUCUGAAGAUCAGAACUGUACUUGCACUCACUCUUAGUGACAUAAUUUUUUGGCAGUUUACACUAAAGGAGUUGUAGCCACAACUCAACUUGUACUACUGUAGUACUGCUGAGGCUAUAAAUCUGCUGUAUUAUUGUUUACUUGAAAGUACCACUCCCUGAUUGAUUCAUCAGUGCCCUCUCAGAAGCAAAAAUUAUUAAACAAGCUAACAUUUGUUAUUUUGCUGUUCCAGUUGUUUAUAAACAAAACAAUGGAAUUUAUUUAUAUAUUAUUAUAAGAUAAGUGCCUAAUUCCACUUUGUAGAAGUGCUGCAUUGAGAAGGAGAAAAAAAUUGUUUCAUUUUUGUUUUCUAUACAAUGUAGAUACCACUAAACUUAUUUUUGUUGAGAUCAGGGUUACUGAACAUGUCCUUUUGCAGGUUGAACUAAAGAUGAAAAAAGCUGAGGGAAUAAGAUGGUCAUCUCUUGAAGGAGAAGAUGAAGUGAAAGCUAAGCCAAUUCCUAAACAAGGUUAGUCUUGCAGAUACAAAGCCUUCAAACUUGUACUCAUUGUCACAGGUAAAGUGGCACAAACAGACAGGUAUUAAAAUGGUCAGCUAUAUUGUAAAUUUGUGAAACGCACAAAAGUGUGAACACAAGAAAUAUUUUAUGAAAAUGCUAUUUUACUGCGAGGAAAUAGCCAGUAAGGCACAAGAAAACUAAACUGCAAAUAGCAGCAGUGUGGUUUUGAGGUUUGCUUGCGAGUCCUGAACUUUAUUGUGAGUGGUUGCUACACAAUCAACAUUCCCGAAAAUUUUCAGUUCCCAUCUAGCCUGGUCAAGAAGCCAAUCAGAAUGCAAGACUUGCUACAUAAUUAUACAUGUGCAACUUCCAGUCCACUCACAAAGCCAUCAACAUAAUAGCCAAGCAUUGCCCCAUCUGUGACUUUCACAUUACCCAUGUUGCAAUUUGUUUUCCCCACUAAAUUCUGUAAAAGUUUUGUUUUGUUAGUCCUCAGAGAAAUAAGAAACAAAGCUUAUGCAGAAUUUUUUGGGGAAAACAAAUUGCAUCAUAAGGAAAGUAAAAGUCACAAAUAGCUAUUUUUUUGAAAAGAAAAAUUGGGUUAUCUGUCAGUCCAGUGAUUUUGUUACCUCUGCAUCCUGUGUCCUUGAUGCAUAAAAAUCCCCAAAGACACAAGAUUAUUCAUAGCAAGUGUCCUCUAGGAUGCAAAGAAUGAUCAAUCAAUUUGAAGAUUUUUUGGUAGAGUUCAUGCGAUUUCUGUGGCUGCUGUUUAAAGGUGCAUAAUUAUUUAUUUUAGUCUUUUUUGUGCUUUAAAUAAUUACAUAGGACCAUAUUUUAAUUUCAGUAAACUGUAAUUAAGAGUUUUGGUGUCUGUCUCCAAACAGUCUGUCUGGUUAUGUAAAGACCCAAGCGUGACACCUUGUUUUUUUGAACUGGGACUCAUUGGUUUUGGACUGGGACUCAUGAUUUUUCACAAGAUGAGUCCCAGGUCUCCUCAUAACUAUUUGUAACAAAAUCAAUGUCUAUCGGAGAUAUUUUGAUAGGAACAUGACUGUACGUACAUCAGUCCAUCCACACCAUUGGGAAAUUAAAAGUCACACUUUCUAGCUAGUGUGGGAUACUGGAAUAUGAUAUUGCCCAUCCAUGUUGUGGUCAUUUGACAUCUGUCAAAACAGGGUAUCUACAAGCCAGUAUCAUGUGACCAUAUCAAAUAAUUAAUAAUAAUAAUAAUAAUAAUAAUAAUGAUAGCAAACUACAUGAUAAGAGACAAAAAUCAUGAACAUCUUUUUCUUUUCACUUUAGAGAAAUCUCAAAGUGACAUUUCCACAGUGCAUAAAUACCCAUCAUCAAGACAUGUUGGCAAAGACUGGGAUAAACUUGCAGCACAGAUAGCAAAGGAUGAAAAAGAGGAAAAACUUGAAGGAGAAGCAGCUUUGAAUCAAUUAUUUCAACAAAUUUAUGGUGAUGGAAGUGAAGAAGUUCGUAGAGCCAUGAACAAGUCAUUUGUGGAAUCUGGUGGAACAGUGCUGAGCACUAACUGGGAUGAAGUUAAACGUGGGCAUGUUGACUGUAAACCACCUGAUGGCAUGGAAUGGAAAAAGUGGGACCACUAAAGGAAGUCAGGACUGUGAAGUGUGAAUGGCUUGUGACCAUGCUUUUCCUAGUUACAGUAGACGCAUGCAUUAACUGCAUUCCAAGACUUCAUCAAAAGAAAGUUAAACAGCAGUGGUGUAGAAUGGUACUACAAUCAUGGCUUUUAACUUUCAAGUAAGCACAACAGGGCCAUUUAUACGAGGAAAAAUAAGACGCGUCUUAAAUAAGACGCGAACUGUACUAUUUAUAUGAGCAUGUCUUAUCUAAUAAGACGCGUGUUAGCUAAGCCGCGUCUUAUUUUAGAUGAAAUGCGCCGUUUAUACGGAAAGUUCGCGUCUUAUUUAAGACGCGUCUUAUGUAAGACGCGUCUUAUCUUUCCUCGUAUAAAUGGCCCUAAUGUUAAAAAAACAAAAACUUCCUAAAUUUCAUUUCAUAAAAUUAAAGUGCUUAGGAACCAUCAUGAUAUUAUUUACAGUACCUAAACCUCUGAGAGAAGCCAUGAAAAGUCAGUUCUGAAGGAUGGUUUUUACCCCCACUCUACACCACUGGUAAUGAAUACUUGGAAAGCUCUUAUGACGUUUUACUUAAUUUAACUUUAGCAGUGCAAUGAUGAGCAGAUUGAAGCUGAUGUUUCCUGACUAAUUUGCAGGUUUUGUUGCUUCCCACCUUACUUUACUUGCUAUUUUACUGCAAAAAAAAUGCUUAUGCAAAAAUGUCAGGUGGCUUUAGUUCUGCUGUAAAAGAAGUUUGACUUUUUAAUAGCAGAAUAACUAUGUGUAGAGCCC
Molecule: messenger RNA, 8392 nt
Organism: Porites evermanni
Lineage: Eukaryota; Metazoa; Cnidaria; Anthozoa; Scleractinia; Poritidae
Source: the annotation of a GenBank genome assembly